Messenger RNA from Lagenorhynchus albirostris (white-beaked dolphin), 5454 nucleotides. RefSeq names its product formin binding protein 1 like (gene FNBP1L). Gene Ontology annotation, molecular function: protein binding. The coding region runs from base 190 to 1845 and encodes 551 amino acids. The transcript has 14 exons. Gene Ontology annotation, biological process: signal transduction. Lineage: Eukaryota; Metazoa; Chordata; Mammalia; Artiodactyla; Delphinidae. The record is from RefSeq and is a predicted model, not a curated record.
CGCGGCGUCGGCGGCUUCUCCAGUCGCGUCUUUCUCCCUCACUGGGGAAACCGGCGGUGGCGGCACCUUCGGAGGCUGAGCAGCUGAGCCGCGAGCCCGCCAGUGGGAGGUCGGACAGACUGACUGCAGAGCCGACAGACGGACGGACAGCGGGGCAGCCAGACGGCUCGAGUCGCCUCGAGUUCCGCCAUGAGCUGGGGCACGGAGCUUUGGGAUCAGUUCGACAGCUUAGACAAGCAUACACAAUGGGGAAUUGACUUCUUGGAAAGAUACGCCAAAUUUGUUAAAGAGAGGAUAGAAAUUGAACAGAACUAUGCAAAACAAUUGAGAAAUCUGGUUAAGAAGUACUGUCCCAAACGUUCCACCAAAGAUGAAGAGCCAAGGUUUACUUCGUGUAUAGCCUUUUUUAACAUCCUUAACGAGUUAAAUGACUAUGCAGGACAGCGGGAAGUAGUAGCAGAAGAAAUGGCGCACAGAGUUUAUGGUGAAUUAAUGAGAUAUGCUCAUGAUCUGAAAACUGAAAGAAAAAUGCAUCUUCAAGAGGGACGAAAAGCCCAGCAAUACCUUGACAUGUGCUGGAAACAGAUGGAUAAUAGUAAAAAGAAAUUUGAAAGAGAAUGUAGAGAGGCAGAGAAGGCACAACAGAGUUAUGAAAGAUUGGAUAAUGAUACUAAUGCAACCAAGGCAGAUGUUGAAAAGGCUAAACAGCAGUUGAAUCUACGUACACAUAUGGCUGACGAAAAUAAGAAUGAAUAUGCCGCACAAUUACAAAACUUCAAUGGAGAACAGCACAAACAUUUCUACGUAGUGAUUCCUCAGAUUUACAAGCAACUACAAGAAAUGGAUGAACGAAGGACUAUUAAACUCAGUGAGUGUUACAGAGGAUUUGCAGACUCAGAACGCAAAGUUAUUCCCAUCAUUUCAAAGUGUUUGGAAGGAAUGAUUCUUGCAGCAAAAUCAGUUGACGAAAGAAGAGACUCUCAGAUGGUAGUAGACUCCUUUAAGUCCGGAUUUGAACCUCCAGGAGACUUUCCAUUUGAAGAUUACAGUCAGCAUAUUUAUAGAACCAUUUCUGAUGGGACUAUCAGUGCAUCCAAACAGGAAAGUGGGAAGGUGGAUGCCAAAACCACAGUAGGAAAGGCCAAGGGCAAGUUGUGGCUCUUUGGAAAGAAGCCAAAGGGCCCAGCACUAGAAGAUUUCAGUCAUCUGCCACCAGAACAGAGACGUAAAAAACUACAGCAGCGCAUCGAUGAACUUAACAGAGAACUACAAAAAGAAUCAGACCAAAAAGAAGCACUCAACAAAAUGAAAGAUGUAUAUGAGAAAAAUCCACAAAUGGGGGACCCAGGGAGUUUGCAGCCUAAAUUAGCAGAGACCAUGAAUAACAUUGACCGCCUGCGAAUGGAAAUCCACAAGAAUGAGGCUUGGCUGUCUGAAGUUGAAGGCAAAACAGGUGGAAGAGGAGACAGAAGACAUAGCAGUGACAUAAAUCACCUUGUAACACAGGGACGAGAAAGCCCUGAGGGAAGCUAUACUGAUGAUGCAAACCAAGAAGUCCGUGGGCCACCCCAACAGCAUGGUCACCACAGUGAGUUUGAUGAUGAGUUUGAAGAUGACGAUCCCUUGCCUGCUAUUGGACACUGCAAAGCUAUCUACCCUUUUGAUGGACAUAAUGAAGGUACUCUGGCAAUGAAAGAAGGUGAAGUUCUAUACAUUAUUGAGGAGGACAAGGGUGAUGGAUGGACAAGAGCUCGGAGACAGAAUGGUGAAGAAGGCUACGUUCCCACAUCAUACAUAGAUGUAACUCUAGAGAAAAACAGUAAAGGUGCAGUAACUUACAUCUAAACUAACCCGGCAGCUUUGUAACAUGUAUGACAUAGGAACGAUAACAAUGAAAACACGGUCAAUGGGUGGGAAAACAUAAGAAAGCUGAAAGGGCAUCCAAGAUUUAUUGUUCACUGUGUGAGCUGAGUGUAGGCUCGAUCUUAGAGAUGUGACUAUUACAAGAAACUGUUCUCGUGACGCUUUACCAUUUGAGUGAUGUUGGUGUGAAGCUUAAUUGAUGCCUUUUGUUUAUGUUCUGCUUAAGUCUGUGUGAAGGAUUUGUGUUUUUCUGCCUUAUAAAUCAUAAAAUUUAAUCUACUGGGCAGGAAUCCAUCCUGUAGAGGGGUAGGGAUAGAAAGCUCCCUACCCCUCUACACUUUGCUUCAGGAAACACAGUGACUGUAGUGAACUCAAGUAAAACUGCUCUGAAAUGCUUGCUAUAAAAAGUUGAUGCCCAAAAGAGGGGUUUGGUCUAGGGGUUUGAAAUUGUAGCUACAGUUUCUAGGAAAAAUGUAAUAAUAGUUGGCUAAUUGGAUAAAAUACGAAUGUAAUCAUUUUCAUUUUUGUCCUUAUUCUCAACUUCAGUUUCCUAAAGGAAGAAAACAGGCACCUAACACAUAAUCUGUUUUAGUAGUAGGCUAAUCAAGAGACGUGCAAAAUAAACGGGCCUGGUCUUGCUCUUUAAGUGAAUAAAAUGGCUUUCUUUUGAGACCCAAGGAUAUUUUCAGGUUUUCUAGUAAUUUUCAAUAAUGUACAAGCUUUCUUCUAAAUUAAUGCUUGUAUUUUUCAUCUUUAAAUGUCUUUUGAGAAAUACCACUUUAGUGAUACUAGCAUUUAGCAAUUAUACAUAGGAAAGUGGAUUCUAAAUAAACUAAGAGGAAAUCUUGCAUGGAGGAGAAGUACUGGCAAAUUUUGCUUGAACGAAAAAAUGACUUUUUUCACUAACUGGGUUGGAGGAAUAUAUCUCUGCCAUCACUGAAGGCAUUUCCUCAUUUUAGCUGAAUCGUCAAUUAUUAGGAGUUUUUUUUCCAAUUUUAAUAAGCAUUUGUUGGAAACACUGUAUAAUCAAGACAUGUGCAGUGCUAGUUGUGUAGGGGAGUAAAGUGAGGAAGCAAUUAAGAGACUGGUCCUUAAUUUUGCUCAUGUUCCAACAUGUUUUGGUGUUUUUAAUAGCUGACUAUAAAAUGAUUUUAGAGACAUUUGGGAUGGACACUUUAAACUGAACACUCCUUUUGGUCUUACUAAAGGUCUUCAGUAAUUGUUCUUUUCUUUUUCCUCCUGGACUGCAGGUUCCUGAAGAGGGUUUCUGAGGAAAUGGGCAAGAUGUUGAAGGAGGUUACAUGCAGCUGCUUUUGGGGGGAGGGUAUUAGAGUUGUCAGGCUCAGAGAGAGUGAGAGAAGCAAGUUGCAUGAGUGCAUGCAGACAUGAUUAUUUUUUUACUAACUUCAUUAGCAUUUCCGUACAUUGUUUUAAAAAAUCAUUGUAAUACCAACCCUUAAACUUGUCAAUUACAGUUAUUCACAUAAAGGAAAAAAGCCAACAAUGGCUAACCUUUUUUUUUUCCAUUUAUUUUACUGAUAUCCAAAUCAGAAAGAAUGCAGAGCUGUCCUUAAGUUUGUCAUAUCUGACUGUCCCAACAGGACUGUCCAUUGCAGCUCUUUUAAUUGGCUUUUAGACCCAUUGUCUGUUAGAAUCCUUGCCAUUUUUGACUGUUCCAACAGGACUGUCCAUCGCAGCUCUGUUUAAUUGGCUUUUAGACCCAUUGUCUGUUAGAAUCCUUGCCAUUUGUCAGUGUCUGCCUGCGUCACCUCUGUGCUUGCUUAACAUCCUGUUGCAUGUCUAGAGUGAUCGGGUUUAGAUUUUUCAGGCAUGUCUUUAUAAUCCCUUGUUCUUGUCAAAGCCUUUGUUUUGUUUUACAUUUGUAGUGCAAAUCACUUUGUCAAACAUCUCCAGCACUAAUGUUUCCAUCCUAGUAUUUGUGUACGCUGCUAUAACUUCCCCACUGCAAAACAUUCCAGUUUUGGCAUUAUGAAGAAGCAGUUUGUGAACCUGAAGUAUUUAUGAUCAGAAGAAAAAACAUCUCUGCUCUAGCCUACAGCCCAGUUGAAAGAACUCUUUGAAACAUGAUACAUCUUCAGCACCUCAGUCUGGGAAGAAUCUAUAGUCAGCACUGAAAUCCUGGCAUAAUAAACACAGAAGAUACUCACCACCUCAAGACAAAGGACUGUUGUCAGAAGUCAGCUGCUUCCAUUCAAACGCUGCCUUAAACUAGAGUGCCUAAAUCUGCUGAUUGCCAACACUACCACUACAGUAUCCCACAAAGGGCUUUAUGUGUCAGCUCAGUGCGACCUCCAUUAACUCGGCAGUGCUGCUAUAGCUGCCGAUACAACCUCGGUAGGUGGCUUUUAGAGCUCUACCAUGUUUGUUGGUGCAUCUUCAAAUUUACGCAUCAAACUAAAGACAUGUCUGAGUCCAUUUUACUUAGUGUUUUUAUGAGAAGUUUUAUGGACCUCCCUCCCAUUGUCUUCUAAUUUGGGGUUACUGUUUUCUCACUUAAUUAUUACAAUGAUAGUCUGUUUCCAAGUGAUGAUUUUAUUUGAACCACAUACAAUUUAGUGAAACUUUGUAAUGAUCUAUGUGCACUUUUCCUUGUAAAAUGGGAGUUUCUGUAUGUUUAUACUUGUAAAUAUAAUUGUCAUCAGUGCCCCUACGCUCAUGUUGCUCAUGUUGUCCUCCCUCGCAUUUGUGAUUCUGUUAAUGACUUGUAUCUUAACUAAUUUCUUAGUGACAUUUAAUGGGGAGGUGGGUGGGGGUGGGGAGAUAUUUGUAACAUGGAAGCUUCAUUAAUUUGGUUCUUUACUGUUUUGAAGGAAGAAAGAACGUGAAAUGGUCUGUGUAUUGUUGGAUUUCAAGCGAUAUUUUAGAAACUGUGUGACUGCUUUAAUAAUUUUUCCCAGUGUUAUUUGAAUCGUACUACCAGUUAUACUAAAGCUGAAUGACAAUUGUGUGAAAGUCGAUGCCUUCGUAAGAUCAAGUACUCCCAUUACACAGCUGACAUGAUAGUGUAUUACCUUUAAGGCUAGUAAACUAUGAAGUUUUAGAUUUUAAAUCUCGUUACAGGGUUAUUUAUAUAAAGUGACAUUAUUCAGUACUGACAGACUACAUAAAGUAGUUUUCAGAUCCAGUGCUAUUUUUAUUUUAAAGGUUAGCAAUGAAGAGGAAACCUGAGCUGGCUGUGUUUGUCUUCUGUACAAAGCCUGAGGUGCUUGUGCUUUUUGGCAACAGCCACAGAGGGCAAAGUUUAAGGCUUUCUUGUGAGGACUAACUGUUCUUUUCAAGCUACUGUUUGUUUUUCUUAAAGCAGGAUUUGCUUCCGUAGGAGGCAAGUUCCCUCACGUGGAAUAGUGCAACCUGUGUAUGGGUUAUUACAAUAGGAAAGACAUUUGUACUUGCACAGUUUAAAUCAUUCUUAAAUUUGAAUAUGUGAAUUGUCCAAAAGAAGUCUUUAAUUUUUUCAGUAAUUUUUACUCUUUUUGUGCACAUGUUGAUUUCUUAAUGUAAAUGCUUUGUUUAAGAUAGUGUUCUCUGUUGAGAAUAUUUUCAUGGAAUAAAAUAAUCUUUUCAUGGUCA